AUGGAAUAUAUCAGAACGAAUUUUCUUUUACAAAACGAAAUGGCAGAUAAACAAGACAUACAAAGCUAUGAACCAAUUUCGUAUCAUGAGGUCUUAAACCAUAAUCCUGAAUUUUCUAAUUAUUUUCAAAUGCUCUACGAUUAUCCAGAACGAGAAACUUAUCAGGGUCAAGAGGCUUACCAGGAGUGGGAGUGGCAGGGUGAUACCCAAGUGCUCGUGAAAGAAGAGGACUUGGAGACGGGAGGUUCUACCAGCUUUAGUGAGGAAGAGGUACGAUCACCGUCAGCGAGUCGCAAAGAACGUACAGCGUUUACGAAGGCGCAAAUUCGCAGUCUCGAGACGGAGUUCGCACGCGCCAACUACCUCACCCGCUUGCGAAGAUAUGAAAUUGCUGUUGCUUUAAACCUCACUGAGAGACAGGUAAAAGUAUGGUUUCAAAAUAGAAGAAUGAAGUGGAAACGCACUAAGGGCGCGAAGCAUAGCAAGAAAAAGGAACAGUUGUUUGAAAGUAAAUGAGAAAUAAGUUCAAUCAUUACGUUCUUUUGAAAAAUAUUAUCAAUAAUGUUUCAAUAC
Molecule: messenger RNA, 573 nt
Organism: Nymphalis io (European peacock)
Lineage: Eukaryota; Metazoa; Arthropoda; Insecta; Lepidoptera; Nymphalidae
Product: homeobox protein MOX-1-like
Exons: 3
Coding region: 1-516 (171 amino acids)
Biological process (GO): positive regulation of transcription by RNA polymerase II
Cellular component (GO): nucleus
Molecular function (GO): RNA polymerase II cis-regulatory region sequence-specific DNA binding; DNA-binding transcription factor activity, RNA polymerase II-specific
Source: RefSeq, a predicted model, not a curated record